AUGCCUUCAUUCAAUGUUAGAUUAUAUAUUUUUUUUGAAACUUUAUAUAAAUGGGUAUUAGUAAAAAAUUUAACAAAAUACUCCAAUGAGAGUGAUUAAAAAUGGAAGUUCAGCACGAAGAAAACGAGAUUCUAUAUACCAAUUACUUUUAGAGGUAAAUUGAAAUUAACCGAGAAAGAAGAAAAAGGAGUUGGAAGCAAUUAAAUUUAUUUAAGGCUUUAAGCUGAUCAAUUGGCUUUUGACAAUAUUGCUUUAAGCACCAAGAAUGCUAAAAUUUAGAAGAAAUGGACGAUCAACAUUUUAUAAUUUCAUGGUGACUAUGAAUUAAUAUUAAAAAGAGCUUAGGGGAUAUUUAUCUAAACACUGUAAUACUUUGAAAAAACAAAAGGAUUUGAGAAAUGCUAAAAGGAUGUAGCUAUACCAUUUUUAAUAAUGUUUAAUUCUAUCUGUUAAAUCGAUUAAAUAAUGACAGGCCUAAGCUUUGGAUAUGCUAAAUCAUAAAUUAUAUCUGAUGAGCUUGGAAUUCAUGAUGCGAACAAACCGUCAUCAAAGCAUCCAAUCAAUCUAUUUUUAUACUAGCUUCUUAAUCAAAAUGGGAAAUUAAUAAAUAAAUUGAGUUAAUUCGAAUAAUAUAAUUAUUCCUUAGAAAAAAGAUACAAUUAAAAUAGAGAGCCUGAUAUCACUUUAGCAAGCAAGAAAAGCCUAGAAAUAUCAAAAAUCAAUCGCUAAGAUUCAAGCAUUUCUUAAAUAAUGUUAUGGUCCCAUAAAUCGUCAAAGCUAGCUUUCCCAAAUAAGAAACUUGAUCUCAAAAUGCAAUUGAAGUGA
Paramecium octaurelia is the source of this 825-nucleotide messenger RNA. The record is from the annotation of a GenBank genome assembly. Lineage: Eukaryota; Ciliophora; Oligohymenophorea; Peniculida; Parameciidae.